This is a messenger RNA of Baudoinia panamericana UAMH 10762, 651 nucleotides long. RefSeq lists its product as uncharacterized. Gene Ontology annotation, cellular component: nucleolus. The annotation marks the transcript as partial. NCBI's taxonomy places the organism in Eukaryota, Fungi, Ascomycota, Dothideomycetes, Mycosphaerellales, Teratosphaeriaceae. The transcript has a single exon. Gene Ontology annotation, molecular function: RNA binding. The record is from RefSeq and is a predicted model, not a curated record.
AUGGCGCCUAUAUUACAGAAACGCAAGAGAGACACAGGACAGCUAGAGGCGAUCUCCUUCGACCCUACUGCACGUCAAGACUAUCUGACCGGGUUCCACAAGCGCAAGUUAGCUCGAAUUCAGAAUGCACGUGAGACUGCAAUCAAGCGGGAGAAGGAGGAGAAGGUGCGGGAGCGGCGACAGAUGCGAGAGCAGCGAAAGAUGGACCUUGACCGACACAUGGCUGAGUUUAACGCGGAGUUGCGGAAGCAGAACCCCGAUCUUACAGAGUCAGAGGCGGAAGAUGGGAAGGUGGACGCAGAUGGCGCUGGAGGCGAAUGGCAGGGACUUGGGGAGCGGCCAACAGCGGAUGUAGCGCAGGAGGACGAGGAGUAUGUGGACGAGGACAAGUACACCACAGUAACUGUGGAGCCAAUGAACAACUUCAAUGACGAGGAGGACGAGGAUAGGGAUGCAGCGAAAGAGUACGCACAACUUCCUCCCGAAGACCCCAAUCGUUCAGCGAAAAAGAAGCGCGUAUGGGCCAAAGACAGACCGGCAGACGGUAAAGCUCGACCGAAGAAGCACAAGUUCCGCUACGAGAGCAAAGCGGAACGGCAGGAGACCCGGCGUAAGCAGAAGGUAAAAAGAAGCAAGGCUGCCAAAGCACGG